CACCAUUUCUAACUAAUACUUAGGCCCCAAAGUACCUUAUUCCAACCCAGCCCCCACUACCGCGAUGGCAGCUAUCAAGAACGUCGCCAUAUUCGGUGCAACUGGUGCAUUAGGAGAGGUUCUCGUCCCAGCACUCCUGCAAGCCGACUUCGAGGUGACCUGCAUCACUCGACCGGGCAGUGAAAAGAAUCUUUCCGCCGGCGUAUCUGGAAGAGUCUCCGAUUACUCAGACGUUGAAGCUCUUACAACGGCACUGAAAGGUCAAGACGCGAUUGUCGAAGCGUUCAACCCAGCAGCUGCAUCCUACCAGACCAACAUCUUGCAAGCAGCCCUAGCCACAGGAGUCAGACACAUCAUCACUCCAGACUUCAGUGGCAAUACGUUCCAUCCCAACGCCGAAGAGGCACUCAUAUUCAACCCCAAGUUGUUAGCACAGCGCGAGCUUGAACGCAUCGUCGACGAGUCGAACGGGUCAUUGUCAUGGACGGCAAUCAUAUCUGGCCCGUGGUAUGACUGGACCAUCGAGCGCGGUAUUUUCUGGAUCAAUAAAGAAGAACGUACCAUCACUCGCUACGGCUCCGGAGACCAAAGAUGCAGCAUCAGUCGCCGCGCACUCAACGGCGAGGCCCUAGUUGCUGUGUUGAUCAAUCCGGAGAAGUAUCGCAACAGAGCCGCCUACUUUGCUAGCCAUACGGUAUCGACGAAUCAGUUGAUCACAGUGAUUGAGGAUAUCGGUCUCAAGGAUUGGAAAAUUGUUGAUGUGCUGUUUGACGGCUUUGCGGAGAAGGCUCGUGCUUUGUGGCGAGAGGAUACGGAAGAGGGAGUUGACGAUAGACUCAACUCUAGGGCGUAUGCCGCGCUUUCUACUGUGGCACUUCUAGACGAAGGAAAUGGUUACGGAUCCAACUUCGAGAACGAAGUUGAGUCUGGGUGGGAUGAAGGCGAGGAUACACUGAAGGAGAACUUGAAAAGACUUCUCGAGUAG
Messenger RNA from Colletotrichum phormii, 985 nucleotides. RefSeq lists its product as uncharacterized. NCBI's taxonomy places the organism in Eukaryota, Fungi, Ascomycota, Sordariomycetes, Glomerellales, Glomerellaceae. Bases 65 to 985 code for a protein of 306 amino acids. The transcript has 2 exons. The record is from RefSeq and is a predicted model, not a curated record.